AUGACUGACAAAAAUAACUGUGCUCGUGUGAGCAAAAGAAAGCCGAUGGAUACCAAGAGGAUGAUCACUCGCCCACACGAGUGUUAUACAGCGAAUGGUGAGGACUACAGAGGUCGACAGAAUCAGACCAGUCUGCAAGAAGGAAGGCCCUGCCUUUUCUGGAAUGAAACUUUCGAACGUCCGUAUAACACCAACAAAUACCCCAAUGGAGAAGGAGGGCUUGGGCAACACAACUUCUGCAGGAACCCAGAUGGAGAUGUCCGUCCCUGGUGUUACAUUGCAGAUCUCGAGGACGGAUCCUACUGGAAAUACUGCGAUAUCCCCACCUGCCAAAUGCCGGGUAACCUGGGCUGUUUUAAGGACAGCGGUGAUCCGACACCUUUAUCUGGAAGCCACCAGACCUCCACCAAACUGACCAUUCAGACCUGCAUCACCUUCUGCCGCAACCAAAGAUAUAAGCUUGCCGGGAUGGAAUCGGGCUACGCUUGCUUCUGUGGCAAUGACCUUGAUUACCACCGUCACGGUGAUGCUCCGAACACAGAGUGUAACCAUGUGUGUUUUGGAGAUCACACUCAGCCAUGUGGAGGAGACGGACGCAUCAUCGUCUUCGACACAAAAGUAGGUGCUUGUGGAGGAAACUUCUCUUCGCCUACAGCAGUGAUCUACUCUCCUGACUUUCCAGACAAAUACAGACCUGGCAGAGUCUGCUAUUGGACCAUUCAGGUUCCAGGUUCUUCUGCCAUUCUGUUUGACUUUACUUUCUUCAGUAUCGUAGACCAAAAAGAUAUGGUGGAGCUGUUGGACGGUAAAACCAACCAGGUUGUGGCACGAUUUGACGGCCGCAAUCCCCCACAGGACAUCGUGAACAUCGCUACAGACUUCGUCAUUUUGUAUUUUUACUCCGACAGGACAAACGAGGCGCUGGGGUUUUCUGUUGUUUAUCAUGCUUUAAGAAAUCCAGCGUUCAGACCUGAAGAGAAUGACGAUGGUGAUGAAGAAAACACCAGUACAGUGCGGCCGAACUCAGGAAGCACCACAACAAAAUCAAACACCAGUCAGAGUGGAAAGUCUUCCCAUCUCUACUACGUGAUCACAUCGAGUCCUGCAAACAUGCCAGGUCAGUGGCAUGGACCGGGCCGGACCGCGGGCCACAACACCAUGUGGACCAUCUAUGCAUUAGCUGCCCUGCUAACGCUAACAGUCAUAGCCAUGGUUGCUAAGCUGCUCCUGCAUCUUACUGUAAAGUCCCCAUCCAUCCCGUCAAUAAGCGGGUCAGAAUCAUGCGCACAGAGCACUACAUCUGAACCCUGGAUCAUCCUCUACAGACCUUCCACCAUCUCUCUGUUUAAGAAGAAGCUCAAGAACCACCACGGAGACCUCAGCCCACUUGUGGGAAACUAACCUCAACGCCUCUGACCUCUAUGGCUGCUUUAGCCCCACAAAGGAUGUAUACACUGUACGCAAUGCUGGUCUUCUGCUGCUGGGCUAUAAGAAAGACAUCCAACCGAAAUGACCCGAGCAGGCCUCAGUUGAUCGAUUGUUGGGUAACUAAUGAAUAAACUGUGCAAAAAAAGAGCUUGAUUCCACUGGCUGAAGCGCUUACUCUCAAUUUGCAUCUCAACCAAUCACCAAUCAUGUGACAGGUGCACAUAUAAACCAAGAGAUUUGAUUAGCAAAGGAGUUCUGGGAUGUUUCCGUAGCUGCAUAUCAAAUUAAUGACCGUUUGGCAGAAAAAAAUGGAUAGUGGCUCAGCCGUUUCUGCAGGUGCUUUCACAGAAAUGAUCGACUGAUAAGCGUCUGCAUGAAAGAAAGCAGGAGACUCCCUGUGGAGCACACUCUGAAAGACAAAACCACUUACAUAACCAAAAUAAUGCCACGGUGCCCAAGCAAUCCCCUCUAGAGGAGAGAUACGAUUGUGUUUCAGACGCUCUUUAACCUCUAAUGUAGGUCACCUGUUGUUGAGGAGCACAGAACUCCUUUCUUCAGCUGGCUGAAUUGGUGGAGGAUUGAUGUCACAAUCAUGUCGAGAGCAAUUCAGACUCAAAGUGAACAACAAAAAAGUCUCUCUUGAGAGAGAGAGAUUCAGCAAGAUGGACUGCGGAGAACCAAAGCCUGAAAUUGCUACAAGUUGGGCAAUGUUCAAAACGAGCUAUGUUUGAGACAUCCCUGUGGACCUCGCUUUCGUCUCUCAUUGUUUGUGUUGGGUUUGAUCUUUCUGCAUUGCCUUUAAGUGCCUUCAGGAUUGAAAAAAAUACUAAAAAAACAAACAAAAAAAAUCUUGUGUGUCUUCUAAGCUGUCACAAUGUCUCAGUGAUGUAAACAAGCAUUAAUCCUUCACACCAUUGAAUUGCAAAUGAGAAUAAGCACCACCGAGGAAGUGUUUUUUCUUCUUCUUGGGGAUUCUUGAGAUGAAUCUAGUCUUGUGGGUGUCAUUGGGCCAUGUUAUUCUUGUCAGGUUUUUCGACUUGAGCAAGAGAAGCGUUGUGAUGAACAUUGUGUAAUUCUGUGUGGGAACAAUCAAACGCCAUCCCCUUUCAAUCCACUCCCCAACAGAGGCAGUGGUGAAAUUCUUCCAAAACAAUUUGCUCUUUCUCUCCGUUCACCGCAACUUAAGCUCUCACAUUCUGAAGCACAUUUCCAGCCAGUCGAAAACCAUACGGAUCACUGCACUGCUAGCUGCGAGGAUUGAGAACGUUUCUCAGAAGGAACUCUAGUUCUAGUUAAAGGAAUAGUUCAUCCAACAACUCAAAAA
Danio aesculapii is the source of this 2752-nucleotide messenger RNA. It is a transcript of the gene kremen1, whose product is annotated as kringle containing transmembrane protein 1. Gene Ontology annotation, biological process: multicellular organism development. The record is from RefSeq and is a predicted model, not a curated record. The transcript is spliced from 10 exons. Gene Ontology annotation, cellular component: plasma membrane. Bases 1 to 1401 code for a protein of 466 amino acids. NCBI's taxonomy places the organism in Eukaryota, Metazoa, Chordata, Actinopteri, Cypriniformes, Danionidae.